GUUUCAGUCUGAGCUCGUAUCAACAAAUUGAAUUGACGUAUAUUUUAUUCAUGCAAAAAUCAAAAUAAAAUACUGUCUCAUUUGUUUAUUAUAAAGCUGAGUCGUAUCUGCAGUUGCUGUUACUAUUGCUUUUCGAGUGUUUGCUUUUUUACAAUACCUUUAUACAUACAAAUAAAGCAGAAAAGCACUGUUUACAAAGGGUAAGGGUUGGGAGCUGCGUCCGUCCCCCACGGAGCCUCGCAGCGAUGCGUCGCGGCCGCGGAAACAUGGCUCGGUGAAGCGAAUGGUGGUGCGACUCAGUCGCGUCAAGGGGUUAGAGGGGCGCCGCAAUGACGUGCUGUUCUCGCCGUGCGUGCGCCGCGUGCAAGCGCCGCCCGCGCUUGUCUUCUGGGGCGGCGACGUUCAGGACUACCCUGAGAUCAUGCAGGCGCACCGCGAUAAUCGGGCCUACAUCAAGUGGAACCUCGAGAACACGGCUCGCAUCCUCAGCCAAAACUUCCCCACCUACCAUAUUGUAGUCGUUCGGCCCUCCAGAAUCAAGUACAAGAGCUUUAGCUGCUACGAUAACUUCGUGCCGAGCAACAACCCCGGCGUCCCCGAGCACACGCCCACGCACAGCGCGUUGCUGCACUUGCAGAAGUUACUGCAGGAAGUGAGUAAUCAAGUGAAGAAGAUCCCCGAACAGGAGCUGCUAGCCGGGCUGGAGGCGGCGGCCAACGACGCUGACGAGUUAAACACACCGCCGAAGGAAGAAAGUAGCUCAAACGGCGCGGCAAAUCCAGCUCCAGAGACACUCGAGCCAACGAACCGCCUGUGGUGGCGAGCAGACUUAGCGCUGCAUGAGUCCAAGCUGUCGCUAGUGGGGUUCAGCAAAGGCUGCGUGGUGCUCAACCAGCUAUUGUACGAGUUCCACUACACACACACACUCACGCCUGCCGACACACAAGCAACCAGGUUUAUUUCAUGCAUCACGGCGAUGUACUGGCUGGACGGCGGGCACGCUGGCGGACGCAACACGUGGCUCAGCUCUCGCUGCCUACUAGAAACACUCGUCAGGCUCAACGUGGAGAUCUUCGUGCACGUGAGCCCGUACCAGGUGCAGGACGAGGCGCGGCCGUGGAUCGGGCGCGAGGAGCGCGCCUUCACCGCCAUGCUGAGGAAGCUGGGCGCCAAUGUGCACCGCUACCUGCACUCGGACUCGGCGCCGGUGACGCUGCUGACGCACUUCAGCGUGCUCAGCAACUUCCGCAGCCGCCAGGACUCCGGCCCGCCCAGCGCGCCGCAAGACUCUGAUACUGAUGACAGUACUAAAUAAAACAUACUAACAAA
Molecule: messenger RNA, 1329 nt
Organism: Leguminivora glycinivorella
Lineage: Eukaryota; Metazoa; Arthropoda; Insecta; Lepidoptera; Tortricidae
Product: mitochondrial protein C2orf69 homolog
Exons: 11
Coding region: 284-1315 (343 amino acids)
Cellular component (GO): mitochondrion
Source: RefSeq, a predicted model, not a curated record